Molecule: messenger RNA, 1005 nt
Organism: Pseudo-nitzschia multistriata
Lineage: Eukaryota; Bacillariophyta; Bacillariophyceae; Bacillariales; Bacillariaceae
Source: the annotation of a GenBank genome assembly
CAGCGAGGCAAAGAGGCCAAUAGAGGUACACUGAAGUCAGAAGGUAGAGAUCCUCUAUCGUACUUCAACCACUGGCUGCGAGUGUGAAAGCGAACGAAGAAAAGAACAAGCAAACGAGACAGCAAUCCAUUCAUCCAUCUUGCAUAAAACCGCGAAAACCAUGAAUUUCGGAGAUGAAACCGGCAUGGAGGGCCAUGGAAUGAUGAUGGCGGAACAGCAGCAACAGCAAUACGGGAAUGACGAAAUGAUGAUGGAUGCCGAAGGAGGAGGUGGUGGUGGCUACGAAGGCGAGGACGGGAUGAUAGACAUCGACGAGGUUCCAGUCACGCAGGAAGACUCGUGGGCCGUAAUUUCUGCGUAUUUCGAAGAAAAGGGUCUCGUCCGGCAGCAGCUCGAUUCCUUCGACGAGUUCAUUCAGAACACGAUGCAGGAACUCGUCGAUUCCUCGGGAGACAUUCGGGUCUCCCCGGAACUCCAGCACAUGGUCGGAUACAACGACGACGAGGAUGCAGACGACGUCCAGUUCGGGGAGACCAAGCCCGUCUUUGAAAUCAAAUUCGGCCAGGUCUAUCUCUCGAAGCCGACCACGGUCGAAAAGGACGGAACCGUUACCAACAUGUUCCCCCACGAGGCGCGUCUACGAAACCUGACCUAUUCGGCACCUCUCUACGUGGACGUCAUGAUGAACCAGUACCGCGUUCCGCGGGAUAUCAACAUUACUGACCCGGCAGAGGACAUGGGAGAGGCCGAGUCCACGGAACAUGCCAAAAAGGAAUUUCUUGGGUACGUGCCGAUCAUGCUCAGGUCUCUUUUUUGUGUGCUCAGUGACAAGGACGAUACAGAUCUAAGCGAUCUAGGGGAGUGCAUCUAUGAUCAGGGUGGGUACUUUGUCAUUAACGGAAGCGAAAAAGUCAUUAUUGCGCAGGAACGCCUGUCCAACAACCACGUCUACGCAUUCCGAAAGAAGCAGCCCUCAAAAUUCUCCUGGGUCAUCGAGACGCGAUC